AUGAAGGGUCAGGGCAUAGUUCAUUUUUUUGCAGAAGCAGAAAAUAAGACAAAGCAACUUAAAAAAUGGUUUGGUAAAGAGUUUGUACAAACCAUAUCUAUUACAAAAUCUAAUUUACACAAUUCAAAUUUAGAGAAAUUGGUUAAGUAUAUUGAUUCUAUAAAGAAAUCAAAUAAUGAAGAAGAGCCAAAUAGAGCAUAA
Molecule: messenger RNA, 201 nt
Organism: Dentiscutata erythropus
Lineage: Eukaryota; Fungi; Glomeromycota; Glomeromycetes; Diversisporales; Gigasporaceae
Source: the annotation of a GenBank genome assembly